Cryptotermes secundus is the source of this 3914-nucleotide messenger RNA. RefSeq names its product polycomb protein Sfmbt. Lineage: Eukaryota; Metazoa; Arthropoda; Insecta; Blattodea; Kalotermitidae. The record is from RefSeq and is a predicted model, not a curated record. Bases 317 to 3106 code for a protein of 929 amino acids. Gene Ontology annotation, cellular component: nucleus. Gene Ontology annotation, biological process: heterochromatin formation; regulation of DNA-templated transcription. The transcript is spliced from 15 exons. Gene Ontology annotation, molecular function: zinc ion binding.
AGCAACCGCAACGCAACUGCAAUUUCCGAGAAUUGUUAGCAGCCCGGGUUGAACACAUGGUACUGAAAUGGACCAGCGAUGACUGAGAAAAAGGCAAAGUAGUAGCAAAAGCUGAUCUUAUUACCAUUAUUUACCCUUUCCUGAAGAAUUCAGCAUAAAGGACAGAAAUUCGCUGAACAUUGAGGUUACAUUUCCAAUUCUAUUUUGAAUGAGUCGUGCCUUUUAUCUCAAAAUAUUCAUGUUUUCCGCUUAUACAUUGUUUUAAUAAUGAAGAAUAAUGACACACACAGUGAACUGAGAUGAGAAAGCAUCACUUAUGUGUAUGAUCACUGGAAAGAGUUUUCUGGAUAUAUCACAGGAAUGGAAAUCCACAGAGACUGCUGACAGUCCCAAGAAAUGUUCAGAUUUAGGGAUGAUUUGGAUGGGGGACAUGCUUCUGUCCCAUGAAUCCAAUGAAAUGAUGCUUGAUUCUCAGUCUGGGAGCCCUCUAUUCAACUACAGUCCACACUCACUGGAAGACACCAGGGGUCGUGUGCCUCUUGAGAUGGAUGGGUUCUCAAUCUCAAUGCUGGAUGAAUAUGAGUCCUUGUGUGAGGAAACACCACACUUCUUGACAAGUGCUUCUACCCAGACAGCUGGCCAGCAAUCUACACGGAAAAUCAAGCCAAUCAAACAUCCAGCUCUCAAACUGAAGUCCCCGAUAGCCUAUCAGAAAGACACAGACCUAAGUGUCAUACCAAUUCAAAGGGAUGGAAUGGCUGUGUGUGAAAAAUGUGGAGCUAUAGGCGUGAAACACGCCUUUUAUACAAAGGAACGACGAUUCUGCAGCUUGGCUUGUGCUCGGGAGUACUCCGAAUUAGAGAGGACAGGCCAGACAAUUCGCAAACCGUAUCCAUUGCUCGAUUUUUCUUCUAUGGAUGGAUCUUACAAAGAAGACAUAAAACCAUUUGAUGUAUCCCAGGACCCCCUUCGACUUCCUGUACCACUGGAUGAUCCACCAAGUCCCGUAAUGGUGAAGAGGAAUCGUUCAGAGUUGGCAAAUACAUACGAGUGGAAAUGUCAGUUAUCAGAGCCAGGCUUUAUUGCAGCUCCUGUCUCUUGUUUCAGUCAUGCUCCUUUGGCUGACUGCUGGGAGAAUAUUACUGUAGGAAUGAAGGUUGAAGUAGAGAACACAGACUGUGAUGAUUUUACAGAAUCAUUCCCUGAUUCAUUCUGGGUAGCAACAGUUCUGAGGAUAUCUGGAUACAAAGCAUUGCUUCGUUAUGAAGGCUUUGGUCAAAACUGUAGCAAAGACUUUUGGGUUAGUCUUUGUUCAAACUCUGUGCAUCCAGUAGGAUGGUGUGCUACUCGAGGGAAACCACUCAUACCACCAAAAACCAUUGAAGACAAAUAUAAGGACUGGAAGGAGUUCCUAGUGAAGCGGUUGACAGGAGCGCGUACUCUCCCAUCUAACUUCUACAAUAAAGUGACAGACAGCCUUGUGUCAAGAUUCAGAUGCGGGUUGAACCUGGAGGUUGUAGACAAGAACCGCAUUUCUCAGGUGAAGGUCGCAACAGUUCGAAAGAUAGUUGGGAAGCGGCUUCAUGUGUGUUACUACAAUGCAGAACCAGAUGAUAAUGGCUUUUGGUGUCAUGAGGAUUCGCCUCUUAUACAUCCAGUAGGGUGGGCCAGUCGUGUAGGUCAAACCAUAGAUGCUCCGGAGGAGUACCUUCAGCGUUGUGAAGAAGGAACAUGGGGUGAAAAUGAUGCCACAGAUGAAUACUUUCAUGUGCCUCAACCGUCUUCAUGUCCUUUAGGCGUUUCGUUUCAGGAAGGUAUGAAACUGGAGGCUAUUGAUCCACUGAACCUAUCAGCUAUCUGUGUUGCGACAGUGAUGAAGGUUUUGCGAGAGAAUUAUGUAAUGAUACGCAUAGACAGUUACGAUGAGGAUGCUUCAGGUUCCGACUGGUUUUGCUAUCAUGCCAGCUCUCCAUGCAUUUUUCCUGCCGGUUUUUGCGAUGUUAAUUCCAUUCCCUUGACUCCACCUAAAGGACAUGAACCAAGAGAAUUUGAUUGGACUACAUAUCUGGAGAAGUCAAAUCUUACAACAGCACCUCUGAUUCUGUUUAACAGGGAGAUUCCAGCUCAUGGAUUUGUGGUGGGAAUGAGAUUGGAGGCAGCUGAUCUCAUGGAUCCACGGUUGGUGUGUGUUGGAACAGUGUCUCGAGUUGUAGGCCGCCUCCUCAAAAUUCACUUUGAUGGCUGGGAGGAGGAAUAUGAUCAAUGGUUGGACUGUGAGAGUCCUGACAUGUAUCCUGUUGGUUGGUGCGAUCUUGUGGGACACAAAUUAGAAGGGCCCAGAACUCCAUCAACCAAAGCUUUGGCAGCAGCUGGAAAAACUCCAAAAGGUGUGAAGAAAAAACCUCGAAGAAGGCACAAGAAAGGGAAGGGUUCUCCAAGUGGUGUGGGUCCACAUAAGAAAAAUCCUGGCAACAGUUCCACAGCUGCAAGGACUGAAAUUACACGUGCAGCAGGAAUGUCAGCCAACUCGAAAACCAAUGGUUCAUCUAGUGAGCACAUGCUUCGAGAACCUGCACAAGCCACAAAGCUUGCUGCAUCAGAUAGCAGUGCAGAUGGCUUACCCAAGGAAGGUAGCAAUGGACUCCCGGGACCUGGGCGGGAACCUGAAAUGGGACAGGAGCCAGCAGGUCCAGAUCAGUCUCUCCCUGUGUCCUCAGAACCUAGUAAUGGUCAACAGCCACCUAUACCUCGGGAGCGUACUGCCACUUCCUAUAUUAAUUCAACGGGUGCAAGUGGGAAAGUGAUUCCAAGACUGGUGGAUGCGACAGGCAGUGUGGGUGAGCCUGGGGAACUAAUUCCAGCAGAAUGGAAUGUGUUUGACGUAGCACAGUUUCUACGAGUCAAUGACUGUGCAGCGUAUUGUGAUAGCUUCAGUCGUAGGAAAAUUGAUGGGAAAGCUCUUCUCACACUUACCAAAGACCAGAUCAUUGAUCUGACUGGAAUGAAAGUUGGACCUUCAUUAAAGAUUUAUGAUCUUAUACAGCAACUUAAGAUCAAAAUCAAUCCAGCUCAAGAGAGAAUGAAAGCUAGUUUCAAGAAACUGUAAUAGUGCUUCAUCUUCAUAAAUUAUACAUUAUUGCUCCCUUCAUUGUACCUUAAAUCCCAUAGUGCGUGUGUGGGCGUGAUCUGUGCGUGUGAUCGUAUGUGUCUUACACGAAGUGAUAAGUUAUGAUCAUGAUAUGGCAUUGCUGUUGUUUACAUGAUAAUACCAAAUUUAACUUUAUAAUGACUUAAUGUAACUAGAUACGUUUAAUACAGUGAGAUUUUUGUGAGUGCAUUCUCUGGCUGAAGAAUGGCGCUCCAAACAUACAGUUUCACUGAACUUGUGAUGAAUGAGAAUGCUUCGCAGAAACACUGUCAAGAAAACGUACUGUACAUGGCAGCUACAGUGUGCUGAAAUGAUGGAACAGCUUCAACACAUGUGCCCAAACUCAGAAAACCCAUCUCAUAUAUUAGUUAUAUAGUUAUUUUCAUAUGGUAAUGUAAAUGUAUCUGUGAGUGUUGAUCCCUCAGAAUUAAUUGCCAUAUAUUAACACACUUAGCCAUAUUUGUGGAGUUUGCAUUACUGUGUACAUAAUCUGCAUUACUGUGUAUAUACAUAUAUAUAUAUAUGAGCUGUAUAGACUGGUUGUUGUUGUUGGGGGGGGGGUACACACAAGAGUGUACCUGUUUAAUUUCACAUUUUGUACAAGUUGACAGAUGUUUCAUGUACUCAUUUCUACUAUGAUUAAUCAGUGACUGAUGAAAGUUGUUACAUUAAGUCAUAAAUGUGCUUAGUCCAGUGUUCCUAAUAUCAGUUAUUGUGAAAAUCGUAAUCAUGUAUGCAUAAGGAGGACAAAUAUCUUGAGAAAUCA